UGACUAUAUUCCUGUUUAAAAUUGCUUUUGAUCCAUGUGCUUACCAUACUUAAGYGUGCAUUGGGGACCAAGAUAUAGUUGUUUGAGUGAGUUGACCCUUGGUUAACUCUCUAGUACGUGUAUUUUGUAUGGUGCGCCAAUUCUGGGCCACCAAAUUACAGUACUACCGGUACAGCAGGGCAUGUGCAARCAAAACUAUCUGGUUGGGAUUCAAAAUUCAGCACAUGCCCUGCUGUACUGGUAGUACAAGUCAAAUUUUUGAUCACAUGAGUCAUUACAUGGCAAUUAGAUGGCCCAAAAUGUACAACUACUAGUUCAUUCAUUUGGAAGCCAACUCUAUAUGAUAUCACAGGUGAAGAGCUUACAAUGCACAUAACUCUUUCUUGGAAGAUUGUAAAGCCCAGGCUAAAAACAGAGCCUGUCCUAACUUUUCAAGAAGCUACAAGGACAUGAACCCAUCAAUUUUCACAAUUGAGAGGAGUAUCUGGUCAGUGAAGGACCAGAGCAGAUUGAAGCAGGAGGAGGAAUUGGCAGUAAUGCCAAACAUAGCUUGSAAGUUGUUGGGUGAUGAUACAGAGGAAUGACCUCCUCCUCCUCUACCCAAUAGACUUCACCUGGAGGAGGUUCAAUUCCAGGUCCUUCCUGUGUUGUUGCAAGGGAAGAAACAUUCUUGGAUGACUGCGCUGAUAAGGUGGAAGGGUUCAGCAAAUGUUGUCACUAUUCUAUAGGAUGGYGAGGAAGAAGGAGACAAAAGUGACAAUUUUGCACAUCAACCUUCUUUUCCCUACUAUCUUUGCMAAUUUUUGACACUGUUAGCCAAAGAAUUUGUCCACCCAAAGAGGACAAGAUCCAUCCUAACAGCAUCUGCUAAUGGAAGUAUUGUUCAUGAUUACCUUCAACAAGAAGAACACACCAGCAAAAGGUUUGCUGGUUGUUGUUGGGUCUUUCUAUUGCCUUGAGCCUACUAGUGUUCCAAAGAGUGAGACCCAACAAUAGUCGACAGCAAUGACAUCAACUCURGCUUCUUGGAGGUUGGGGUGAUGUUGAUGCAUAGUUUGGAGGACAUUAUACUAGUACAGCUUCCCCCAGCCUCUGCCCAGUGUAGUAGUACUUUACCUUACUAGGAACAAGGGGUAACUCCAUCACAUCCUUCCCAUGCURCAACUGCAAGAAAAGCAUUGCUGGGUGGUUCUUGUUCUUAUGUUGAGAAGGUGAAAGRUCUUUAUUGUUUUUGUUCUUCUUGUUUGACCAAACAUCCCUUCAGCAGGUAAUAGUAAAUCAUAAGUCCAACCAUUUGUACUACUACGCCUUUGAAAGAUUGGAUGACAGAAGSCAACAAAGCUACUGGUGAUGCUGAUGGACAGGUAGUAGUAAAGAAGACAAAUAUCCUCAAGCUWUGUGAAAGCAUCAGUCCAAACAAAAGAAGGAAGCUUGUUCUAGAGUCAGCAGUGAAAGACCACCAAGGACAGAACUUGACUUUUGGUUAGUACUAGUAAUACUACUAUGGAAGUUGCAAUGCACAAAGAAGAACAUGACCCAUUCUUGGAAUAGUAACUUCAACCAUGAUUUAUUGUAAUGCAUUUCAAUGACUAAUGAAUGAUGGUAUUUGGUACUAUUUUUUAUUUGUAAAUUUUCUUCUAAUAUUGUUUUUGUAGUACUGGAUGGAAUACUAAGAAGUUGUCUCCUACUAGUACUAGUACUAGUAGUAGCUAGUAGUAGUGGAGUACUAGAAGAAAGAAAGGGGAAAAAAGUUUAUUUUGAGGCUUCAAGMAUUUGGCAACACAAGAAGGGAAAAUGGAUUUUAAAAAUUAAAAUUAAUUAAACACCUCAGAUAGCAUUCAAAACCAACAAAAGCUCUAAACACUGAAAUUAUGUGCCAGGAAUUUCCCAUCAACAUUUACUACACAAUCUAUGCAUGAUACAGUAAGCAGUUAACUUUUUCCCAGCAUUGUGUGUUGCCAAAUGUUGCCACCUGGAUUUUUUUUGCUACCACUACUACUACACUACUACUCCACUUAUCAGACCCCUCUCAUCACUACUAUAAACAAUGAUAUUGUCAUAGGAAUAUAUUUUAACAAAUAUAUAUACUACUAUAUUCAUUUCUUAUAACACAUCACUACACUUGAUGGUUGAAGUUACUCUAAUGCUCUUUACAUACAGCAACAUUGCAACUUCUGCAACAAUUCCUUGACAUUUUAAAACUAAUCCAUGGCAACUUCCUCAAUCUCCUCACUGAUGAGUUAGGRUACCUAUGCUUUGCUUCUUCUACACAGACAAUGCAAUAGUUCCUCUUUACUCCUUCAUACUUGCCACUACAUCUUUCUUUAUGUCGCUUUGACAUUACCUUUCCAUGAGCAAUGGUGCUGGUCUUCUUGUUCACACAGAAGAAACAAAUCCCACAAUUGCAAGGAUGAUAUUUUCCAUUCUUUGAAGUCUGAGGCAUCCACUCUGGCUUAGAACACUCAUCAUAUGGAGCUUUUCAGUCCAUUUCAAUACCUCUAUUCAUCAAUGGUCACAACUUUCAUUGUAGUGUAGAAGUUGUCCAUGAACAGUCAACAGCCAUUUUGUUGUCCAAGAUUGGAUUGGCGUACCACCAACUGCUGAAUAAUAUCCCAUGUAGACCCACUAAUAAUACCAGUGUAGAUCUCAAAUGCAAUUAAGUUCCCAGUGUCAGCAUCACACACACCAGAGUACACCCUAAUGUCAUGCUUGAUUGGCUUCUUGGGAAGAUACUGCUGGACAAAUUCAAUGGAUCUUCCUUUGUAAACAAUCAUAGACUCACCAACAGAUAGGUCAAUAUUUGCAUGCCACCCAAGACAAAGACGAUCAGCAAUUUUCUCCGUCACAGUACAGAUUUUGUAUAGUGUUAUCAGUACGAUUAGCUUUGCUUCUGUUGUCACCAAAAUGAAUAUCAUAUCAUUUAACAAAGCCGCAUCUGUUCUUGCUCAUUGUACUCCUGACCAUGGGAACAUACACACCACCAUCCUCAAGACAAGUCCAAAGAAUUUGGGGAGAUUGUUUUGAACCACCCAAACAUCCAUAGCAGAUGCAAAUACCAAGCCAGGCAAGGAUGAUGUAACCAGAAGUGAAGUUCCAUUGGUCUUUGACUGAAUGUAGAACACACUUUUGUUUGUUGGGAUUGGUGACAUCACAGAGCUUCAGCACCUUUGUCUUCUUUACCCUUCUUCCAUUAGCAUCAGCAGCUUCAACUUUUGUCACCCAAUCUUCAAAUGCAUACCGGUUGGACUCAUUUGCUACUAUCAUCUGAAGGAUUUUUCCAUCAAACAAGAACAAGAACAAACGCUCUAACUCCUCCACCUUAUUAGUGCAGCCAUCCAAUGAAUUGCUUACAGCACGGGCAUGACCUGGGGUGGUCACACCUCCUCCAAGUGAUGUAUCAUACUGGUGGACAUUGGGAGGAGGAUACCAAGGGACACCCAGCAUACUUUUUGAUGAUCAGAUAUGGAUCCAUGGUCAUCUUGGGAGGGGCUCCUACCUAGUACUAUGAGGGUGCAGGCCACCACUACUGUUGUCAGAUAGGUCUGCAUCAUUCUUAGGAGUAUGACCAUAGUGCAAACAAUUGCUGUCAACCAUCACACAGGCAGAAAAAGAAUCAUCAUCAUCCAUCUUAGAAAUAUGAUUAUUUUGAUGUUGGUAAGAAAUAGUAUGAUGGUUUGGUUUAUAGUAGUUUACAUUCUGGUAUGGAGUGUUCUAUAUUUUCUUUGUUGGAUAUUACAAGGAGAGAAAUGAAUGAGCAGAAAAGGUGUUUUAUAUAAAGUGAUUGUUUAAAACUCUUUUUGGUAUUUCAGUCUUAUUUUGUGUAGGAUUUGUACUGMAGUCUACACAAGUGAAAAUCAUGGAAACUCCAAAAAAAUUCCAAAAAAUGCACGAUUUGGGCGGAGACGGGAAAAAGUUAAGCUACUUUAUUUAGAUAUCAGUAGGCACAUGGCGUACACGGUUAUGAGGAGGCAUGUCGCUUAAAGUAUCUGGUUAUGAGUCGUUUCCUAACGUCCCAGUAGCUUAAAGUAUCUGGGCCCUCCGGAACCAACGCGCGCGUGUCCCCCCUUUGAAAUCUAAUAUCGGGGGUAUGAUUUCAUGUUUUUUUUUUCACAAAAAAUAACCCACGUUUCUAAAACGUGGGUUUUUUUUUUCCCAAACAAUAACCCACGUUUCUAAAACGUGUUUUUUUUUUUCCAAAAAAUAACCCAUGUUUUAAAACGUGGGUUGGGUUAACCCACAAAUAACCCACGAAUAACCCACGAAAUAACCCACGAAAUACCCACAAACCUGCUGGGCCUUUCCCAAAAUAUUAAAAACAGUGAUUAAAUAACGUUAAUGACUAAAAUGCUUAACACCAUUGGUUCUCCAUCAACCCAGAUGACUGUAAAUUCGUGGGUUAUUCGUGGGUUCUUUCAUGGGUUAUUUGUGGGUUCCUGGGUUCUUUCGUGGGUUAUUUUUCAAAUUAAAAAACCCACGUUUUAGAAACGUGGGUUAUUUUUCACCAAGAAUAACCCACGUUUUAGAAACACCAAAAAUAACCCACGUUUUUCUAGGGGAGGAAUUCGAAAAGGGGGAUGUGCGCGUGGGUACCGGAGGGCCCUGGUAGUGCGUCGUUUCGUAACGUCCCUGUUCAGAAGCAAAUCUUGUUUCCUCCUCAGUCAAAAUCCUCGUCAUCCCGUAAAAAGGAACGGUGUCAUCAAAAAUAUUUUCCGCGUUCUUCAAAAAGCCGAAAAUCCGGACCAAUCAAUAGAAAUGAGACCAAAUGCAUGAAGUCCGUUUUUGGUGAAUAUUUGAGUAAGCACUCAAUUGAAGGCACAAACUUUUGUUUAAUCAAAAUAUUGCAACGCAGCCGAAAUGAAAGACGACACAGCUGAACGGGAGCAAGUCAUCAAGCGCUUGAAAAUUGCGACUGCNCCAACUGCUGAAUAAUAUCCCAUGUAGACCCACUAAUAAUACCAGUGUAGAUCUCAAAUGCAAUUAAGUUCCCAGUGUCAGCAUCACACACACCACAGUACAGCCUAGAACUAAUGUCAUGCUUGAUUGGCUUCUUGGGAAGAUACUGGACAAAUUGAAUGGAUCUUCCUUUGUAAACAAUCAUAGACUCAUCAACAGAUACUAGGUCAAUAUUUGCAUGCCACCCAAGACAAAGACGAUCAGCAAUUUUCUCCAUCACAGUAGGGAUUUUGUAGACUGUUGUCAGUAUGAUUAGCUUGGCUUCUGUUGUCACCAAAUUGAAUAUAUCAUUUAACAAAGCUGCAUCUUUUCAUGCUCAUUGUAUUCCUGACCAUGGGAACAUACACACCACCAUCCUCAAGACAAGUCCAAAGAAUUUGGGGAGAUUCUUUUGAACCAACCAAACCUCCAUAGCAGAUGCAAAUACCAAGCCAGGCAAGGAUGUAACCAGAAGUGAAGGUCCAUUGGUCUUUGACUGAGUGCAGAACACGCUUUUGUUUGUUGAGAUUGGUGACAUCACAGAGCUUCAGCAUCUUUGUUGACUUCUUUACCCUGCCAUAAGCAUCAGCAGCUUCAACUUGUGUCACCCAAUCUUCAAAUACAUACCAGUUGGACUCAUUUGCUACUAUCAUCCAAAGAAUUUUUCAUCAAACAAGAACAAGAACAAAUGCUCCAACCCCUCCACCUUAUUAGUGCAGCCAUCCAAUGAAUUGCUUACAGCAUGGGUGAGAUCUGGGGUUGCACCUCCUCCAGGUGAUGAAUACUGGACAUUGGGAGGAGGAUACCAUUCCUCUGCAUCAUCACCCAGCUUCCAGCAAGCUUCAUUUGGUAUUACUGUCAAUUCCUCCUCCUACCUCAACCUGUUCUGCUCCCCCUUCACUGACCAGAUACUCUCAAUUGUCAAAAUCAAAAUUGAUUGCUUCAUAUCCUUGUACUUUGAAAAGUCAUCACAGGCUAUUACUUUUGCCUGGGCUUUACAAGAAUCUUCCAAAGAAUUAUGUGCAUUUGUAAGCUCUUCACUUGUGACAUGUUUACAGACAGUACUAGAGAGGAGACGUAGAUUUCCAAAGAAUUAUGUGCNGAGACGUAGAUUUCCAAAGAAUUAUGUGCAUUUGUAAGCUCUUCACUUGUGACAUGUUUAUAGACAGUAGAGAGACGUAGAUUUCCAAAGAAUUAUGUGCAUUUGUAAGCUCUUCACUCGUGACAUGUUUAUAGACAGUAGAGAGAAGCAGCAGAUUUGCUGGUGGAAGAAGCUUGGACUUGGACAGAUUCAAGGGACCACACCCAGCAUACUUUUUGAUGAUAGGAUAUGGGUCCAUGGUCAUCUUGGGAGGGGCUCCUACUAGUAGUACUGUGAGGGUGCAGGCCACCGCCACUGUUGUUAGAUAGGUUUGCAUCAUUAGUAGUAUGACCAUAGUACUACUACUACUAUGAACAACAAUUGUCAACCAUCAGAAAAAGAAUCAUCAUCAUCCAUCUUWGUAAUAUGAUUAUUUUAUGUUGGUAAAUUUGAUGGUUUGGCUUAUAGUUUAUAUUCUGGUAUGGAUUGUUUUAUAUUUUCUUGGUUGGAUAUUACAAGGAAAGAAAUGAAUGAGCAGAAAAGGUGUUUUAUACAAAGUAAUUGUUUAAAACUCUUUUUGGUAUUUCAGUCUUAUUUUGUGUAGGAUUUGUACUGCAGUCUACACAGGUGAAAAUCAUGGAAACUUAAAAAAAUUCCAGAAAAUGCACGAUUUGGAAAAAGUUCAAAAAUCUUUCAAGCUGCUCAGAAGCAAAUCCUGUUUCCUUCGUCAUCCCGUAACAGGGAACGGUGUCAUCAAAAAUAUUUUCCGCGUUCUUCAAAAAGCCGAAAAUCCGGACCAAUCAAUUGAAUUGAGACCAAAUGCAUGAAGUCCGUUUUUGGUGAAUAUUUGAGUAAACACUCAAUUGAAGGCACGCACUUUUGUUUAAUCAAAAUAUUGCAACGCAGCCGAAAUGAAAGACGACACAGCUGAACGGGAGCAAGUCAUCAAGCGCUUGAAAAUUGCGACUGCACUAUGCGCCCUKUUCAUGAUCGUCGAGAUUUCAGGCGGUYUACUUUCCGGAUCUCUUGCCAUCUUGAGUGAUGCGGCUCAUUUGUUUUCGGACAUGACAUCGUUCGCGGUGGCAAUUGCCGCUAGUUAUCUGGCUAGUCUACCGCCAACAGCAAGACAUACCUACGGUCUGAAGAGGACGGAGUCGUUAGCUGCGUUGUUUAGUAUGACCAGCCUUGCAUUUGUCAGCAUUGCAUUAGCUUACGAAGCUCUUCAGCGCCUGAUAAGCCCACCUGAGGAAGGGAUAGAUGGAAACUUGAUGACWCUCAUUGCAGGAUUUGGAGUUGUUAUCAACGUGAUUCUAGCCAUUGUUUUGGGAGAAAACCACGUUCAUCUUCCCGGAGGUAGGCUACGCUUCGUCUUUCGCUAAAGCAAUGGAUGCUCACUUCUUUUCGUUGGGGUUGYAUUGAUUGGUUCGAAACCAAUCAAUCGGUGAGAUACAAUGUAUUCUGAUGGUUUUCUUUCUACUAUUUCAUUUUUUAAAUAUGGACUACGAAAGGCGAUCAUGGUCACGAUCAUUCACAUGACCAUGRCGGCCACGGGGAUGAUCACGGACAUGAUCAUGGGCACAACCACCAAACCAURGAUCAUCACGACGYGCACGACCAURACCACCAUUGCCACGGCAAUAAGGAAAAAGAAAACACACAYGAUCACAAACAUGAMCAUCAUUUUCACGAUGACGAGGAAGAUGGUCAUGGCCAUGAGCAUGGACAUAAUCACGGGCACGACAACGAGACAAAACACGAAAAAUCUCCUCUCAUAGUCUCAAAAGGAGGACACGAUCAUGAAGGGGAUGACGAUCACCACAGUCACAAGGAGCACCAGCGCAAUGUGAACUUGCAUGCUGCCUAUUUGCAUGUCUUGGGUGAUUUGGCUCAAAGCUUCGCAGUCUUUUUCGGAGGUACGAAUUUUCACUCCUGCUGUACUCUAAUUUGUUUUAGGUUCCCGUUUUUCCAGGAUCGUAGAUUCGUGAGACAUUUCUAUUCCUGACACUUGGUAUCUCCGUUCACCCCUCUUAACGUAAUAAAUGACAUGUAUAUCAGGAGUUGUCAUUUGGUGGAAACCGGAGUGGCAUAUUAUUGAUCCUAUUUUGACACUCGGCUUCUGUGUUCUGGUUUYCUGGUCAACCAUUGGUGUAUUAAAAAGUUCCGUUGCCAUUUUGUUAGAAGAAACACCCCCAGGAAUUGAUUGGCGGGAGGUUUACAACGCCAUUUCGGCUGUGUCCAACGUAUACAACGUGCAUGUAAGUAGGCGGUGGUUUCACAAUGCUUAUUGCAUCGAUCAUACCACGACUGGCCUCAACUACACCACCAUAUUGGGCUUAAUUCAAUCUCAUAAGAUUUUCUUUGUGUCUGUUCACACUCAUCGGUUGUGCUCUUCACGGAUCAAUUCAUUUUCUCUAAGGACCUUCAUAUCUGGUGCAUAAGUCACGGCCAGAUUGCGCUCUCCGUCCAUUGUACUUCUACGGACGAAAAUGCUAUCAAGAACAUAAACAAGGCGUGCUUAAAGUUUGGGAUUAAGCACGCAACGAUYCAAGUAAACAGGGGGGAGUGCUCAACCUGCUACCCUCCCGACUGUUGCACAUCGAAGAUAGAUGAAUAAUUAUGAACUUUUSAAAAUGAAUGCGUUUCGAAUGAAUUAUCUUCGAGUGGAUGRUACUUAUUUUCGUUCUUGUAAAUCAAAUAAUAAMAAUCGCAACCA
Messenger RNA from Pseudo-nitzschia multistriata, 8726 nucleotides. Lineage: Eukaryota; Bacillariophyta; Bacillariophyceae; Bacillariales; Bacillariaceae. The record is from the annotation of a GenBank genome assembly.